GGCCCUGUCGCCUGGCAACCCGGUGGCAGCGUCCGUGGAGCCCAGGCCACACAGCUGCACCCAGCCCUGCCCAGCUCCUCCCAGGCCUGCAGGACCCCUGGGGCCCUGUCCUUAUUCCCCACCACUGGGACAGCCAAAGCUCCGGUCACAAUGAACAUCGUCUUCUCCAGGGACAGCCAGGUGAGGGGGAUGGACAAUACCAUGGCCAACGCCGAGAAGUACUUCGGGCAGUUCUGCUCGCUGCUGGCCGCCUACACGCGCAAGACGGCCCGGCUGCGGGACAAGGCAGACCAGCUGGUCAAGCAGCUCAUCGACUUUGCCAACUCCGAGAACCCCGAGCUGCGGGCCACCAUGAGGGGCUUCGCCGAGGACCUGGCCAAAGUGCAGGAUUACCGGCAGGCCCAGGUCGAGAGGCUGGAGACCAAGGUGGUCAACCCCCUGAAGCUCUACGGGGCACAGAUCAAGCAGACACGGGCUGAGAUCAAGAAAUUCAAACGUGUCCAAAGUCAUGAGAUCAAACAACUGGAAAAGCUGGAGAAACUGAGACAGAAGUCACCCUGGGAUCGGCAAAUGAUCUCCCAGGCAGAGACCAGAGUGCAGAGGGCCGCCAUGGACUCCAGCCGCACCACUCUCCAGCUGGAGGAGACAGUGGAUGCCUUCCAGAGGCAGAAGCUGAAGGACCUGCAGACAUUUUUUUCUAAUUUUGUAACUAUUGAGAUGGUUUUCCAUGCCAAAGCGUUGGAGGUGUAUUCUAGUGCCUUCCAGACCCUGGAGAAGUAUGACCUGGAGAGGGAUCUACAGGAUUUUAGAGCCAAGAUGCAAGGAGUUUAUGGGCAUUACGAUACUCAGCCACUUGCCAACACCAACCCCUCUCCAUCUGUUCUUCAGUCUCUCGCCAGGCAGAGUGCUCAGAGCACGAUACGGAGCCCAGGAAAAGAAGGGGAGGAGAGUGAGGACAACUCCAUGGAGGAGGACCCCGUGGAGGAUCCCAGGGCACUGGGGCAGGGACCCAGUAAUAGAGAACCACCCACAACAGUCAGAAGAACUUAGCUGGCCUGGGGUCCUCAGGUGGGCUCUGCUGUGUGCCCUCAGGCAAGCCACAUGUCUCCUGAACCUCAGUUUCCUCAUCUGUACAACAGGGCCAAUAUCACUCACCUCACAGGUUGCUCUGGGGGAUCACUGUGCCUGGCACAUAGUAGGUGUUCAAUAAAUGCCCUGUGACUCUCA
Messenger RNA from Rhinopithecus roxellana (golden snub-nosed monkey), 1227 nucleotides. It is a transcript of the gene CIBAR2, whose product is annotated as family with sequence similarity 92 member B. NCBI's taxonomy places the organism in Eukaryota, Metazoa, Chordata, Mammalia, Primates, Cercopithecidae. Gene Ontology annotation, biological process: cilium assembly. Gene Ontology annotation, cellular component: ciliary transition zone; ciliary basal body. The record is from RefSeq and is a predicted model, not a curated record. The transcript has 9 exons. The coding region runs from base 151 to 1050 and encodes 299 amino acids.